GGAAGAAGAAGCAAAUUUUGCCAAUUAUCUGCCUUUCAUUGAAAAAUAAUAGUUGUGCAUAUAUUUCUGCCGGUUAAUCUUGAUAUACAUUACUUUACUGCCAAUAUAUAUUAAAAGAUUGUGAAAAAAUGUUACAUCGCAGUAGUUUGUUGUCAGGUGCUUUAAGAUCGCUUGGUACUUCUGUAUCGAUACGGUUGAACUCCACGGCAGUAAAGCCAAAAACGGCAAUACUUAUGCUAAAUAUGGGUGGUCCUCAACAUACGGAUCAAGUACAUGAGUACCUUCUAAGAAUUAUGACGGAUCGGGAUAUGAUUCAAUUGCCAGUGCAAAGUCGAUUAGGCCCUUGGAUCGCUCAAAGACGAACGGCGGAGGUACAAAAAAAGUAUAAAGAAAUCGGUGGUGGGUCACCGAUUCUCAAAUGGACAGAUCUACAGGGUGAAUUAAUGUGUAAAGAAUUGGAUCAGAAAUGCCCUGAAAGUGCUCCACAUAAACAUUAUGUCGGUUUUCGAUAUGUUAAUCCACUCACUGAGGACACUCUGAAGCAAAUAGAAAACGAUGGUCCCGAGAGAGUUGUGUUAUUUUCCCAAUAUCCACAAUAUAGCUGCGCAACUUCCGGUUCAAGCUUUAAUUCGAUUUUCUCGCAUUAUCGCCAACAUUCCCUACCAAAGAACAUAAAAUUUAGUAUAAUCGAUCGCUGGUCGACUCAUCCACUGCUGAUUAAAACUUUCGCUGAACGUAUACGGGAAGAGUUGAAUAAAUUUAGUGAGGCAAAACGUAAAGACGUCGUUAUACUAUUCACCGCACAUUCCCUGCCAUUGAAAGCGGUUAACCGAGGUGACGCCUAUCCCUCAGAGGUUGGCGCGAGUGUGCACUUAGUAAUGAAAGAAUUAGGAAAUACAAACCCCUAUACUUUGGCUUGGCAAUCGAAAGUUGGACCUUUGCCAUGGCUUGCUCCAGCUACCGAUGACACUAUAAAGGCAUAUGUAAAGCAGGGACGUAAAAAUUUCGUUCUGGUGCCUAUUGCAUUUGUAAACGAGCACAUUGAAACAUUGCAUGAACUAGAUAUCGAGUAUUGCGAUGAAUUGGCUAAUGAGGUAGGUGUAGAGGAAAUAAGACGAGCUGCCGCACCCAAUGAUCACCCGCUUUUCAUUGAGGCAUUAAGUUCAAUUGUGGCGGAGCAUUUAAAAGAUGGCCAAGCCGUAAACCCAAAGUUUUUGAUGCGUUGUCCAAUGUGUGUUAAUCCACGUUGUAGGGACAGCAAAGACUGGUAUAGUAAAGUCUGUGCUCAAUAAUAAAAUAAAUCUGAUUGGAAUCAAAGUGCCUAUCCGUUCCGUAAGAAGUGUCACAAAUAUUGGUGCAAAGGAUUAUAUGUAAACUGUCGUUAUUUUAAAUCCUUUUAAUUAUUGUUGGUUUAUGAAAUUUAAUUAAAUGAAGUUAUCGUACAGAUUAGAA
Molecule: messenger RNA, 1452 nt
Organism: Zeugodacus cucurbitae (melon fly)
Lineage: Eukaryota; Metazoa; Arthropoda; Insecta; Diptera; Tephritidae
Gene: FeCH
Product: ferrochelatase, mitochondrial
Exons: 6
Coding region: 129-1292 (387 amino acids)
Biological process (GO): heme biosynthetic process
Molecular function (GO): protoporphyrin ferrochelatase activity
Source: RefSeq, a predicted model, not a curated record